Oenanthe melanoleuca is the source of this 1275-nucleotide messenger RNA. RefSeq lists its product as uncharacterized. The transcript has 4 exons. The record is from RefSeq and is a predicted model, not a curated record. NCBI's taxonomy places the organism in Eukaryota, Metazoa, Chordata, Aves, Passeriformes, Muscicapidae. Bases 1 to 699 code for a protein of 232 amino acids.
AUGGGCACCAAGAGAGGAGCCAGGAGAGUCCCACAGGUAAACCUGCAGCUCCAGCCCCUCAGGACAGCACGAGGGACAUGCCAGGAGCCCGGCCCUGCGAUGGGGCUGAAACAGCCGGGUGUGUCGGAUACCACGGCCCCCCAGCCCAUUGUUCCCCAUCAGCUACAGUACAUGUCCAGCAAUGUAUUUUCAUUAGAAUGGAAGUUCAAAUCACAAUGGACUAAAACAGUGAUCCAAACCUCAGCUAUUAAGCAUGAAGACACUUCAGUCUUCCACACUGACACACUGGUGUUUUCUUCUUUCCUUAUUCCUAGUGAUAUUGAGCUGUUGCAUCUGAGAGGGCAUGGCUGUACUUUUGGAAAUGCAGCAAGACAUGAAGAGAGAGCUGUGAAGAGACCUUGUGUGAUACCUCUGCUCUUCUGUGAAAGCUCUCUGGUGGUGUGUUUCAGCUGUGGUUUUCAAGAACCAAAACCAUCAAAUGCUGGAAAGCAAGGGAUAGGAAUUCAGACUGCUGUAGCCCAUCAGCUCUGCCCUCAUGAAGAUGAGGGCACAAGAUGUUUUUGGGAACUGGAUCUUUAUCAUUGCAGAAUUUGCUCUGAAACACAGGGUAACUGCUGGUGUGUGUGUUUGCCUGUGAAGACCAUUGUCAUACAGAAAAAGCUGAAUGCAGAAAGAAAACAACUAGUCCUAGUGGGAUAAAAGGGACAUGGCUGUCAAUCCUAAACACAAGGAUGGCUUCUCUUUGUUGCAGGCUUUUAUUACCAAGCACCAGUUUUAUUGUACAUUGUCUGUCUUAAUUUAGUCUGCUGAAAAAAAGAGUCACCAAUGAGGAAAUGGAGUAUGAGAAGGAAAAUAAGAAAGAAGAGUUCAUGAAAAUCUCCUGAUCCCCAGUAGUCAGCUUCACAGUUCCUCACAUGAGAAGACUUGGAAAAGAGUCUGUUAAUGACAAAUACUGAAAUCCCAGAGGAUUCUUGCUAUGAAUUUUGAAACUGUGUCUCUGAAUUUGCAUUUGUGGCCUUACUAUUGGCUUAACCCAACACCUAGUGAAGCUGAUGAGACUCCUUGCUAUGAAGUCAAUGACUCAACAAGUGCACAAACCAAGCAUUUUUAUAUCAAUGUAGAGCUGAAGAUAAGAACAAUUAGAGUAGUUCCUCUGGUUUGGAAUUCCAAUAGACAGAUCUUACUUUGAAUUAAUUAAAAAACCAAAGAAGAAUCCAAGGCAGCCAGUGUUAUCUAGCCCUUUUACAAAAACUGAAUAUUAAAUUGUUUACAGUC